This is a messenger RNA of Lodderomyces margitis, 969 nucleotides long. RefSeq lists its product as uncharacterized. Lineage: Eukaryota; Fungi; Ascomycota; Pichiomycetes; Serinales; Debaryomycetaceae. The coding region runs from base 1 to 969 and encodes 322 amino acids. Gene Ontology annotation, molecular function: protein binding. The transcript has a single exon. The record is from RefSeq and is a predicted model, not a curated record.
AUGAAUCAAGCCGAAAAGCUCAAAAAUGAAGGUAACGAAGCGUUCAAGAGGCACGAGUAUAAAAAGGCUGCAAAAAUCUACCGUGAUGCAAUUCAGCUAGACAUGUACAAUCCUGUCUUGUAUUCGAAUCGAGCCCAAUGCUUUUUGAAUUUAGGCGAUUAUGAAAGAGCUCUCGACGAUACAACCAGUGGGUUGAACUUGGGAGGGCAAGGCAAAGUGGCGGUGAAGCUCAACUAUCGACGAGCAAUGACAUUGUUGGAACUCAAUCAAAUGCAAGGUGCUAAAGGCGCACUUCAAAGUGUUUUGCAAUUAGAUCCGCAAAACCACACCGCCAAAAAACAACUUGCCGAUUUGGAAGCUACAAUGGAGAGAAAUGGAACGCUUAAGGACAUAAUCAUACUGCGCCAAGAGAAGCCAUUUCCGUUAGCGGGUUCUAAAUCACUAAAUGCAAGUCUGCUUCCUUCAAAUAGUUUAGUCAGUUCAGAUGGAGAGAUUGGAGAGCAAUGCUCAUCUGAUAAAAUUCCUAAAAGGAAGAAUGAACCAAUUUAUCAAAAGGCGGAUAAUGUUACAGCCAAUAAAUUGAAGCAUCUGUCCACGGAAUCCGCCACUACCCCUCUGCCUAUGCGAUAUCUUUUAGCGUUGAAGCAUUUAAAUGAGGAGAAGAAAAUACACGCAUACAAAUACAUUUUGAAUCUUGAAAGUACAGCAUAUACUGAGCUUUUCCAAGACACAGGUAUAGAUGCUGAGUUUUUAGAAUUCUAUUUACAUGCGGCUCGAUAUGUAUUUUCCAACAAGGUUAUAGAAGAUCCCGAGCACGUUGUUUUAGAUCAAAUGACCCUAUUUUCCAGCUUUAAGGGAUAUGAUUUGGCAUUAGGGUCAUGGGAUUCCAGUUUGAAACAACAGACCUUGAAUAUUAUAGAAGAAAAGUUUCCACAAUUGCUAAAUCAAUAUAGGCAGUUAAUUAAAUAG